AUUAAUACUAAAAAUAAAUAAACACCUCUUUCAACCUCCCCUCUUAUCUCCUCUCUGCGUUUCGCCCAUCGUUCUCUCUUAGUAACAGCCGUUUAAGGUCCAAGAAAAUAAAGAAAAGCUAAAGAAAUAUCUUUAAAACAAACAGAGAUCGCCCAGAACGAAACCUGUUUCAUUUAAGGCUUGUUUUCGGCUGUUACUUUGAGAUAAAAUCAUGGGAUUUCUCCAUAAGCUCUGGGACGAAACGCUCGCAGGGCCUGCGCCCGAUACAGGGCUCGGCAAACUGCGUAAGUAUGAUUCUUUCUCUGCUUCCACACCAAGAUCUGCUCCUGCUGCUAUUCCUCAUGAGGAAAUGGCUAUCACUCGAAGCAUUACUGUUCUUAAGACUCAUUCCAAUUUCAAGAACUUGUCUGUGGAUCCUGGUUCGGCUCCUGAUUCUCCUGCUGCCUGUAGCACUCCUGGGACUCCAUUCUCACCUGGGACACCAAGUGAGGAAUUCAAGAGACUGACGAGGAGAAAAUCGUCUGCUGAUGCACUACUUCGUGCUGAGCCUAGAAGUCCGACCAUUCACGAUUGGAUGGUGAUGAGUGCUUUGGAUCGUUGAGAGAGGAAAGUGACGAUUUUGGUUGAAGAAUCGGCAACAAUAUAUAUAUUAUUCUACUCUUGUACAUAUAGAUCAACUUUCUGAUCAUAUCUUGGGUGCUUCUUCAUAUGCAUAAAGAGAUGUGACGGCCAACUAUAUAAAUAUUAAUAUAUAGCUAAAAAUAGUAAGAGUGCAAGGUUCGAUGGAUUGAAUAAUCGCAAAGAAGGAACCAACCGCUGGUAGCUGCUUGUAAGAGUUUACGAGAGAGGAAAUUGAAGUAGGAAAACCGACUUUUCUUUGGAUUUGAGAGCUGUUUUCAGCUUAUAUAAAUACGUAUAUAUUGGGGUGUUUGUUUUUCUUUUUCUUCUUGUAAAUAUGGUAUUUUCUUCUCAAUUUCUUGGAUUUGUAAUUUGGUGGUGUUGUGGUCUUGUACAUAUAUAUAUGGACUACUAUGUAUAAUUAUGUAUCCUCUUUCUGUGAAA
Hevea brasiliensis (rubber tree) is the source of this 1062-nucleotide messenger RNA. Its product is annotated as dormancy-associated protein homolog 4. Lineage: Eukaryota; Viridiplantae; Streptophyta; Magnoliopsida; Malpighiales; Euphorbiaceae. The record is from RefSeq and is a predicted model, not a curated record. The coding region runs from base 212 to 601 and encodes 129 amino acids. The transcript is spliced from 3 exons.